This is a messenger RNA of Oncorhynchus nerka (sockeye salmon), 1065 nucleotides long. RefSeq names its product tetratricopeptide repeat protein 21B-like. Lineage: Eukaryota; Metazoa; Chordata; Actinopteri; Salmoniformes; Salmonidae. Gene Ontology annotation, biological process: intraciliary retrograde transport; protein localization to cilium. Bases 1 to 1065 code for a protein of 354 amino acids. Gene Ontology annotation, molecular function: protein binding. The transcript is spliced from 9 exons. The record is from RefSeq and is a predicted model, not a curated record. Gene Ontology annotation, cellular component: intraciliary transport particle A.
AUGAAGCUUCUAUUGACCCUGCAGGACUGUGAGAAAACUGUAGGUGCAGCACAGAGACUCUCGCAGAAGGAUAAAAACAACCUGGAAGCCCUGAGAAUGCUCACUUUUCCCUCCUUAUGCAGAGAGGGAGACAUCACAGAGUCAGUGAACCAGCUCUCAAAUCUCAUCAGCAGCUUGGACACCCAAGAGCCCCACAGCCCAGAGCUUUUCUACAGGAUGCCCUUCGCUUUCACAUGGGUGGAGCUGCUGUACCUGCGCGCUGUGCUGGCUGUGAAGAAACACAGGCCACAGGAUGAUGUCACCAACCUGCUGAACGAUGCAGUGGACACACACACUGCAGGGCCUGCUGCUGGAAGCAGCACUACGAGCAAGCUACUUUCAGCAGCUACAGGAGCGCAAACCAGACAACUACCCAACACUGGCACAUCUAAUCGAACUGCUGAGGAGAUCUGGGAAGUUAGAGGAAGUUCCCAGGUUUCUGGAGAUGAAAAACAAUCCUCCAGGGCCAAGUUUGACCCUGGGUUUAACUAUUGCAAAGGACUUUAUCUGUGGAACUCCACUGAAAAGCAGGAGUCGGAGCAGCUUGCUGUGAGGAUGGCAGAGAAUCCCCUGAAGGAGUUAAAGCCCCACACAGCCAGUGGACACGUCCAACUACGGAUCCUAGAGAACUACUGCUUUCUGGCCACCAAGCAGAAAACCAAUGUUGAGAAAGGCCUGAAUGUUUUCACAGAGAUUGCGAACAAUGAGAAGGAUCAUGUGCCUGCACUGCUAGCCAUGGCGACGGCCUACAUGAUUCUCAAACAAACCCCUCGAGCCAGGAACCAGCUCAAACGCAUAGCUAAGAUGAACUGGAGCAUUGUUGACACUGACGAGCUUGAGAAGAUCUGGCUGCUUCUGGCCAACAUUUACAUCCAGUCAGGGAAAUAUGACAUGGGCGGGGACCUCUUGAAAAGAUGUCUUUGCCAUAAUAAGGUCAAUGUUGGGGCUUCUGAAUACAUUAUGGAGAAGGAGCAGGCAUUCCAGGAUGCAGUGCGGAACUAUGAACCCCACUAUAGGUAUGUUUAA